Diceros bicornis minor is the source of this 3121-nucleotide messenger RNA. It is a transcript of the gene RHOBTB3, whose product is annotated as Rho related BTB domain containing 3. Gene Ontology annotation, molecular function: GTP binding; GTPase activity; ubiquitin protein ligase binding. The record is from RefSeq and is a predicted model, not a curated record. Gene Ontology annotation, biological process: proteasome-mediated ubiquitin-dependent protein catabolic process; regulation of proteolysis. The coding region runs from base 290 to 2125 and encodes 611 amino acids. The transcript is spliced from 12 exons. NCBI's taxonomy places the organism in Eukaryota, Metazoa, Chordata, Mammalia, Perissodactyla, Rhinocerotidae. Gene Ontology annotation, cellular component: cytoplasm.
GCGGCCGGGGAGGCGGGGAGCGGCGCGGCCGCCCGGGACGUUCCAGGACACUUCCUGACUGGCUGGCAGCGCGCACCCGGCGGCUCGCACGCCCCCGGACCCUCUGCUCGCUCGCUCGCUCGCUGGCUCCCGCGGGCCCGCUCUGCGUCGGCCGCGCCGCGGUGGAGGCGCGCGGGGGGACGCGGCCGGGGAUGAGCUGAUUGCGGGGGAAUCAGCCGCCGACGGGCCCCCAGAGGCCGCGAGGAGCCGCUUUUCUCGGAGUCGCCGCCCUGCCCUUGGAUUUGAGAUCAUGUCCAUUCACAUCGUGGCGCUGGGGAACGAGGGGGACUCUUUCCACCAGGACAAUCGGCCGUCGGGGCUCAUUCGCACUUACCUGGGGAGAAGCCCCCUGGUCUCAGGGGACGAAAGCAGCUUGUUGCUGAACGCGACCAGCACGGUCGCGCGUCCCGUGUUCACCGAGUAUCAGGCCAGCGCGUUCGGGAAUGUCAAGCUGGUGGUCCACGACUGUCCCGUCUGGGACAUUUUUGACAGUGAUUGGUACACCUCCCGAAAUCUAAUUGGAGGCGCUGACAUCAUUGUGAUCAAAUACAACGUAAAUGACAAGUUUUCAUUCCAUGAAGUAAGAGAUAAUUAUAUUCCAGUGAUAAAAAGAGCAUUAAACUCAGUUCCAGUAAUCAUUGCUGCUGUUGGUACCAGACAAAAUGAAGAAUUACCUUGUACGUGCCCACUGUGUACCUCGGACCGGGGGAGCUGUGUCAACACGACUGAGGGGAUCCAGCUUGCUAAGGAACUAGGGGCUACCUACCUGGAGCUGCACAGCCUUGACGACUUCUACAUAGGAAAGUAUUUUGGAGGAGUGUUGGAGUAUUUCAUGAUUCAAGCCUUAAAUCAGAAGACAAGUGAAAAAAUGAAGAAAAGGAAAAUGAGCAGCUCGUUUCAUGGAAUUAGACCACCCCAGCUUGAACAACCAGAAAAAAUGCCUGUCUUAAAGGCUGAAGCAUCGCAUUAUAACUCGGAUUUAAAUAACUUGCUGUUCUGCUGCCAGUGUGUGGAUGUGGUAUUUUACAACCCAGAUUUAAAGGAAGUUGUAGAAGCCCACAAGAUCGUUCUCUGUGCCGUAAGCCACGUUUUCAUGCUGCUUUUCAAUGUGAAGAGUCCUGCUGACAUUCAGGAUUCCAGUAUCAUCCGAACCACCCAGGAUCUCUUUGCGAUAAACAGAGAUACCGCAUUUUCAGGUGCUGGCCAGGAUUCUCCGGGCAACCCGCCAUUACGAGUCAUUGUUAAAGACGCCCUCUUCUGUUCUUGUUUAUCGGACAUUCUGCGCUUCAUUUAUUCAGGUGCUUUCCAGUGGGAAGAAUUGGAAGAAGAUGUCAGGAAGAAGUUGAAAGAUUCUGGGGAUGUUUCAAGUGUAAUUGAGAAAGUCAAAUGCAUUUUAAAAACACCAGGAAAGAUUAAUUGCCUAAGGAAUUGCAAAACCUAUCAAGCCAGAAAACCUCUGUGGUUUUAUAAUACUUCCCUCAAGUUUUUCCUUAAUAAACCAAUGCUUGCUGAUGUUGUCUUCGAAAUACAAGGUACGACGGUGCCAGCCCACAGGGCCAUCCUGGUGGCCCGUUGUGAAGUGAUGGCAGCCAUGUUUAAUGGGAACUACAUGGAAGCAAAGAGUGUUUUGAUUCCAGUUUAUGGUGUUUCCAAAGAGACUUUCUUGUCGUUCUUAGAAUACCUAUACACAGACUCCUGUUGCCCAGCCGGCAUUUUCCAGGCCAUGUGUCUCCUGAUCUGUGCUGAGAUGUACCAGGUGUCCAGACUGCAGCACAUCUGUGAGCUGUUCAUCAUCACACAGCUGCAGAGCAUGCCGAGCCGGGAACUGGCGUCCAUGAACCUCGAUAUAGUGGACCUGCUCAAAAAAGCCAAGUUUCACCACUCUGACUGCCUCUCCACCUGGCUGCUUCAUUUCAUUGCCACUAACUACCUCAUCUUCAGUCAAAAGCCUGAAUUUCAGGAUCUUUCAGUGGAAGAACGCAGUUUUGUUGAAAAGCACAGAUGGCCGUCGAAUUUGUACUUGAAGCAGCUUGCGGAAUACCGGAAGUAUAUUCACUCCCGGAAGUGUCGCUGCUUAGUAAUGUAACCUGGCCCUUUUAUCUACAUACGAUCUUUUUAUUAUUAUGAAGAAUGGGAUACCUCUGGGUUCCGGUAAAAUUCUUGUGACCGACACCAAUAUGGGUGUUAAAAAAAAUCACCAUACUGCUUAAUGUGUUUAUUAGUUCUACUGUGAUCUUAAAAGGGAACAAAAUCUGCCAUAGGCUAAAACUAAAGCUUCACCCUAGUAUAUAAAGCUGUUGUACAGCUACCUUUUCCCUUUAAGAUGCCCUAUUGCUUUAGUGAUAUUAAUACCCCUCCUAGUUAAGAAAUGUUUAAAUUAAAAAAAAAUCAUACAGGAUUAAUACAGAAAUUUCACCAUGUCUGAUUAAUUGCUCUAUAAAAAUAAGGGGCAUUUAAAGACCCAAUAUGACUAAUUCUAUAAUGAGAAAUCUGGGGUAAGGUUGAUCAAUAUGAAAUUUUAAGAAUAGAAAUUUAUCUGGGAUUUUGAAAGUGAAACGCCACUUGGUUUCAAAUCAGUGACGGUGUUUGAACCAUCAUGGAAAAAGAAUUUGUUUUUAUCUGGACAACCCAGCGGAGCCAUCUUGUCUCUUCCCUGAGAUUCUGAUUAGGCAGGAAACCUCAACAGGGCUGGCUUUAUGGCCAUGUAACCUGUGUAGUCACACAGGGCCUCUUGCUUAGAAGGGCCCCACGCUUGGUUUAAUGCUCUACUAUUGCCACCUUGAAAUUCUUAAUAAUGUUUGAAGAAGGGCCUCGCAUUUUCACUUUGUACUGGGCCUCCAAAGUUACGAAUAUUUCCUAGCAGGGUAUGUACUAUGUUUUCUUGUUCAAACAUCAUUCUCUCUGAAAGCAGAAGAGAGGCAUUGACAUCAAAGGAAGAGAAGGAGGCUUGGCUGAGGGAAGAGAUCACGUGUGGUUUCCCAUCUUUGGGGAAGUCUGUACCACCCAGAGCCUCCCUCCACUGCCCCCUUCGCUGACAAGUGAGAAAUACGUCAUGUUGUCUUAGCUUUAAAACCCUUAGAGG